Messenger RNA from Coniophora puteana RWD-64-598 SS2, 789 nucleotides. RefSeq lists its product as uncharacterized. Lineage: Eukaryota; Fungi; Basidiomycota; Agaricomycetes; Boletales; Coniophoraceae. The record is from RefSeq and is a predicted model, not a curated record. The transcript has 4 exons. Bases 1 to 789 code for a protein of 262 amino acids.
AUGAGCGACACACUGGAACGCGAUGGACGACAUAAUGUUGCUACCACCGAGAUCAUGUUCUUGGGGGCUAGCGAAAUUUUCGACGACGUGCUAGACAAGGAGGCGAAUCCGGCAUUCAUCAGGCUCCUUGCGAGCACAAAGAGAGCCCAAGAAUCGUUCUUCAUUGGUCCAAUUUUUGGAUCCACACCCAAGUCGACGUAUCGCUACGCGCGGGCGUCGGGCGUCGUGUGUCCUCUUGGCACCGAUACGUCUCCGUCAGACUGGGAUGCGAAGACAUACCGAGACGAGUGUUUAGCGAGUCACAUGUUUACGCACAACGUCGCCAGGCCCAUCUUACAAAGGUCUCUGAGAGGAGAUGUCCUUGCCAACCACGUGCCACUCAAUAGUUGCGACCCGACGGCCGAGGGCCUUCCAUGGCGCCCCGCUCUACCUGCGUUUAGGAAGCCGUACACGCGCGCCACAGUUAUUAGGAUGUGCGACAACCUGGACGAAUCUCUCAUUUUCGUGGAGGAAACUCUUCGGCGGACCGAGACUAUCAAGAGAGCUUCCGGCGGUUUAUUCUUCUGGGGACAGGCGCACGCGAAGUGGUUGGAUGUCCAGGAGGAGUACAGGGGCUUACGCGACAGGUCUCUCGACAGAAUUCAGUAUGUCGUCCUAGAAGGGGCUGAUUCCAUCGAGGAACUUGGCGAACCUCCAGUCCCUGAGCGUACCAAAGUUGUCAACACCUUUACUGCCCAGCUCAGAGAAAUCAGCCAGACUACCAAGGUCAAAUUCGAGACGGGUGCAUAA